Guyanagaster necrorhizus is the source of this 1470-nucleotide messenger RNA. Its product is annotated as Vps5-domain-containing protein. The coding region runs from base 206 to 1324 and encodes 372 amino acids. NCBI's taxonomy places the organism in Eukaryota, Fungi, Basidiomycota, Agaricomycetes, Agaricales, Physalacriaceae. Gene Ontology annotation, molecular function: phosphatidylinositol binding. The transcript is spliced from 8 exons. Gene Ontology annotation, cellular component: endosome. The record is from RefSeq and is a predicted model, not a curated record. Gene Ontology annotation, biological process: retrograde transport, endosome to Golgi; protein retention in Golgi apparatus.
AGGAGAACUGGAGCAAUCACCACCCUGUGUCGACGUUACCGACGGAACAAGACAACGAUAGUGACGACGACAAGCCUAUUGGGACUCUGCGCUCGCCAGACAAAAGUAGACUGACGUCUCCGGUGCGCUCAGUGGGCAUUACACCUUCUAGUACACACUGAAUGUCCUGCAGAAAACCCAACAUGAAUCCAAAGUUAGCGAGCCCAUGUUCGAUAUCAGUGUUGACGAUCCACAGAAAGUGGGAGAUCCCAUUCGGUCGUUUACAAUGUACACGGUGCAUACGCGGACAACAUCUCCUCUUUACCAAAAAUCAUCCUUUUCUGUUCUACGACGCUACUCCGACUUUCUGUGGUUAUACGAGCAGCUAUCACUCAACAAUCCAGGCGUUGUCGUUCCGCCCGUUCCGGAAAAGAAUACCUUUGGUCGAUUUGACGACCAGUUUGUACGGCAACGCCGGUUCGCCCUGGAGAAAUGCAUACAGAAGAUUGCCAAUCACCCGAUCUUGGGCAAGGACACAGAUUUGAAGAUGUUCCUGGAGAGUGAUAGUUUUGCGUUAGAUAUUAAGCACCGGAAAGGUCAGAGCGGCGGUUUGAUGGCCACGAUUGGGCAUAGUCUUACUGGGCCAAGGUUUUCUGAGACCGACGAGUGGUUUGACAAACAGAAAGGAUACCUUGACAGUCUUGAGUCCCAGCUCCGUGGACUGGCGAAAGCUAUCGAAGUAGUGGCUAAGCAGCGCGCAGAGAUCUCUGUAGCAACUGGCGAAUUUGCACAAACAGUCGCGGACUUGUCGUCUUCCGACCUCGGGAGUCAAUUGGCACAGUCGCUAGCUGGUCUAGCAGACGUUGAGCGCAAAUCCCAGGAUAGUCAGGUCGUGCAAUCAGAGCAGGACAUGGUCACAUUGAUGGCCACUGUUGAUGAAUAUGCGCGCUUGAUAAACUCGGUUCGACUGGCGUUCUCUUCCCGUAUCCGAACGUAUCAUGCAUGGCGGAAUGCUGAAAGCGAAGCGGUUCGGGUGAAGCAGACUCACGACCGUAACAGGGCUCAAGGGCGAAUACCGCCAGAUCGAGCGGGAUAUGGACUGACGCAGAUUGCUGAUGCGGAACGCAAGUCGUUGGAGGCCAAACACGAGUUUGAAAGCGUCUCAAGACUUGUCAAGUCAGAGGUCGCUAGGUUUGAACAGGAAAGAAUCGAGGACAUCAAAGAUUCACUGAAUGCGUUCUUGGAGGGCAUGAUUGUGAGACAGAAGCAGAUGAUACACCAGUGGGAGAAUUACCAGCAAAUGCUGCUGAAGAAGGUUGGUGCUGGGCGAGGCGGAAAUCCUUAAAUACGACGCAUUACAGUAUACCCUUUUCAAGCUAUUCCCUUUGGAUUGACGAGUUGACGCACCUGUGAGCUGAUUUGCGGAGGCUUUCUCGGCGACAAGACGAAUACCUUGGAUCGUAAUUUUUCCAGAUGUCCAUUGCACAUACA